Molecule: messenger RNA, 273 nt
Organism: Rotaria socialis
Lineage: Eukaryota; Metazoa; Rotifera; Eurotatoria; Philodinida; Philodinidae
Source: the annotation of a GenBank genome assembly
AUGAUAGUUCAUUUCAUUAAUGUUAUACUGGGCUUUUUAACUCGACCAUAUAUUGCUGUAGAAAAAUAUUUUCUUCUUACAUUUCAAUCAUAUUUACCAACAGAUUUUGAUGAAAAAUCAUGGUGUAUUCUAUUUGGUUUAAUGAGCAUAGUUGCAAUAAUUAUUGCAUACACACUUAGUCGGUAUGUAACAAUAAAAGAUGCCGAUGAUGAUCCUGUUUAUCAACGAGCAAAAUUAUAUUCGAUUCAAAGAAAAUCUCAGAAAAUCAACUAA